Scatophagus argus is the source of this 4648-nucleotide messenger RNA. It is a transcript of the gene glis1a, whose product is annotated as zinc finger protein GLIS1. Gene Ontology annotation, biological process: regulation of transcription by RNA polymerase II. The record is from RefSeq and is a predicted model, not a curated record. Gene Ontology annotation, cellular component: nucleus. Gene Ontology annotation, molecular function: DNA-binding transcription factor activity, RNA polymerase II-specific; RNA polymerase II cis-regulatory region sequence-specific DNA binding. Bases 419 to 2245 code for a protein of 608 amino acids. The transcript has 9 exons. NCBI's taxonomy places the organism in Eukaryota, Metazoa, Chordata, Actinopteri, Scatophagidae.
GCUCGCGGCGCAGAGCUCGCGCUGCUGUGACGGUGGGAAGCACAAUCCGCGUGCAGCCAGCGCGAGACGAAGACCUAGCAGCACCAAGCCGUGAGCGAUGAGCGGACAGCAAACGAUGACUCAUUCGGGUUUGGCUUCUGUCCCCCACAGUGCGUGAGAGAUGACUGACCGAGCAGCAGUUUGGAACAAAUGACAGAAGAUUACACAUGCUUGAGGUGAAAUGAGAAGAUGCCAGCAGCUGAAACGCAAUCUAAUUUGAUUACAAGAAGAAGAACUAAGAACUAAAGAAGAUGAUUGAGAACUAAAAGAUGCUUUAAAUGUCUUCUACCUCCAAUGAUUUCUUAAAGCUGCUCCGAGAGAAUCAGCAACAAUUUUACUGAAAGGGUCUCCAGGUGGAAGUCAGCGACUGGGAGUCAGGAUGUGGCCCCCUGACCUCGGGCCUCCAGAUGUCCGGCUGACUCUUCCUGGUUUUGGAAGUGUGUUUGAGGAUGCAGAGGACCUUCAGGCCCCACUGUCUUCUGGUGGCUUCUGUCAGCCGUCGAUACAUUCAGGUGGUCUGGGCGUAUGCUGUCUUCCGCGGACCUCCCUGUCCCUGUCCUCUCUGGGUCGUGAUCUCAACUCCCUGCUCAGCUGCAAGACAGCUGGAUCCCACUUAGAAAAGUCUAUGGAGGACUUUGCCACCACAGCACACGCAGAUCCUAAAAACAACAACCAGAGGUUCAGCUGUUGCCCCCAGCCGUCCCUCCCUUUACCCUACAUGCUCACCAGCUGUGCCACAUCACCUCCUUUUGGCUCUCCAUCAUCUUCUCUUUCCUCCUCCUCCUCCUCAUCGUCUUUAUUUUUUGCUUCUUCCUUGCCUCUUUCUGAUGCAUCCAGUGGCGACAAGACUUCCUACCAACAACCAAACAUGCAGGAAGAGUAUCACUCAAUCAAACAAGAGCCUGCAGAUGACUUCUCACCAUGCAAGAGGGAACCGUUUCAAAUUAACAACCAGCAGGGGGAGCUAUUCCAGGUGAACCAGCCCCUUCAAGCUUGCGAUGGUCAGGACAGCACCCUGCUUCAUUUCAGGCUUAACGGACCUGUAGGACAGGACCCCACAGUGGACCAACAAGACCAGCUGUGUCAUUGGGUCGACUGCAGUGCCACUUACAGCAGCCAGGAGGAGCUGGUGAGGCACAUCGAGAAGGUGCACAUCGACCAGCGCAAAGGAGAAGAGUUUUCCUGUUUCUGGGCCGGCUGUGUGCGACGCCACAAACCCUUCAACGCCCGCUACAAGCUGCUCAUCCACAUGAGGGUCCACUCUGGAGAAAAACCCAAUAAAUGCAUGUUUGAGGGCUGCACCAAGGCGUUCUCACGUCUCGAGAACCUGAAGAUCCACCUGAGGAGCCACACGGGAGAGAAACCCUACAUCUGCCAGCAUCCCGGCUGCCUCAAGGCCUUCAGCAACUCCAGCGACCGGGCCAAACACCAGCGAACACACCUGGACACGAAGCCGUACGCCUGUCAGCUCCCAGGAUGCACCAAACGCUACACCGACCCCAGCUCGCUACGGAAACACGUCAAGGCUCACUCAGCCAAAGGCCUCCAGGAGCGAGAGGUCAAGGUUCAAGUGCACACAGUGCUGGAGCCUGAUGUUUUGAGUGAUUGUCUGGCGAGGCAGCAUCUCCACAGCUCUGCCUCUUCCCACCACGGAAACAGCUCACCUUUACCAAGCUUAGACGACUUCACAGGUGUGUACUCAAACAGCAGCACCGUCAACAACAGGGGAAACUCUGAGUUUCUCCAUCCAUCAGCAGAAACCUGCUCCAGGUAUCAAGACUUGGAGGGAAACUUUGAUGCCAACAGCCCAGCGUCUUCACUAACAAGCCCAGAGAGCAUGCAAGAGGGGAACAGAGCAAAGUCAUUGUUCAGCCCAGUGAGCUCCUUGUCAGACAGAGCAGAAGUCCAGCUGCAGGGCUACCACAAAGCCUACAGCCACCAACAAAUGUUCUCCCAGCAGCAAGGAUGUGUGUAUGGCGAAGGAAAGGUGGUUCAACCGGUCACUGAUGGAGGCUUUGAACCAGCCAGUUACUUCACAAACCCAGCUGCCUCUCACUCAACAGGGUUCGACUUGUUGCAGGACCUGCAGGGCCAGGCUGGGGGCGGUUACUCCAUGUCUCCCUGUUCAGACGACAGCUUCCUCUUCCAGGCAGGAGGUGUCGACCGCUGCCUCAACCAGGUCUACUCCAUCUACCUGGACUCAUGAUGGCCACCCAGGACCAAAAAAAAAACAAAAAACUGAAUCAGAAUCACUUUGGUUUCCUAGUGACAGAGUACAGCAUGCAGUAUGUGUGGCGGCCGACAAUCACAACAGUGGUAUACUGUAUAUUUCAAGGCUGACGCUGUCAGAAUUGUUCUCGUUCUUAACAGAUGUGAAAUAUAUGUCCAUAGGAGUUUUAACAGUACAAUCUAAAGGGCCAAGUUGAUUAGAGGCAGAGCUACAGGCAGACUAGCAAUAUGAAGAGCCAAACAGGAAAUCCGGUCAAAUUAUAAAUGUAAAUAGCAGUGACUUCUGUAGUCAAAGAUGACCACAGCAUUUAUGAUCUGGAUAGAACAAGCUAUGAGCUCUAUUUGCUGGGUUGUUCUGUUCAGACAGUGACAUAGCUGACUCUCUGGCUCUGCCACUGAGAUUAAACUCAACCCGUGAGUUUAAUUUCUGCCUGCACAGCAGCUUCACAUCCAGAAAAUGUUAAAACAAUAUUUCUCAGAAAGGCAUCUUAUAAUAUAAUGGUUCCCGAUCUAGGGUUGAUAAAUAAAUCUGUUAGGGUUGAAAGAUGACUAAGCAGAUACCAAAGAACAAAAUAACAUAGUUCACAAAUUUUAUUAACUUUGUUUGAUUUUUCCAGAUUUUUUGUUUGAUUAUUUUUUUACUUCUUUGAACAAGUAGCUUCAUUUAAAGGUGUCACAAGAAAAAGGUUGGGAACCAUUAUGUUGUAAUUUAUCACGAGUUGUAUUUACAGUCCAAGCAAUAGAGGAAGGAAUAGUUAAACAUUUUGGGAGAUGUAUUCAUUGUUUUCUUUAUGAGAGUUAGAUGAGAGGGUCAAUAUCGUUCCAGUGUCUAAAAAUCUGGCUACAGUCAAGAGACAGUUGGUUUAGCUUAGCACAGAGACUGGAAACAGGGAGAAACAAUCCUUAGACUCUGUCUAAAGGUCAUAAAAUCCACCUACCAAUAACUGCAAACCUUAAUUUACACAUUACAUCCUGGUUAUCUUAUAUGUACAAGAAAAUGUGGAAAAAUAUGGAAGGUUACAUUCAGGAAGUCACUGCAUUCGUAUAAACCCCACAAAACGUCAUCUUAUUGUCAAACUUUGUUUUUCAUGUGGAAAAAAAACAAAAAUAAUAUAACUUGUCAUAUAGAUGUUGUAUAGAAAUUCUGAUAGGCAGAUUUUAUUAUCUAUGGACAGCGCCAAUCUAAGCUAACUGGCUGCUCAUAGUAGCCUCCUAUUUACAUAACUGACAUAAUAAAAAUUUUACUUGUGCGUAGACAGCAUAGAAAGGCAGACGCAGAUAUAAAACAAAACAACAGCAAUGUAUAACCACACAAAUAAAAAAAACAAAUCUACAUAUGAAAUCACCCAAGCAAUUAAAACAGUUAAAAAGAUUAACAUGAAAUCUGACAACAGAUCAGUGUUAUGCAAACAAACAAGUCUAUUUAUCAGAUAAGAAGGCAAGUCCAUAGACAUGUGUUAAAAGAGAGGAUUUAAAAAGCUGAGACAGUGCCAGCAGACAAGAGGCCAGAGUCAAGGCGCCAGUGCAGCAAAAGCUCGGUCACCCCUUGACCUUAACAUGGAUUCUGGAACAGCUACAAGGGCGAAGCCAGCAGAUCUAAGAAGUCUUUUGGGACAGUAAAGAGAUUUAUAACUAGCGCAAAGAGGCUAAAGCUGGGGUUUCAUGAGAAGCGUGUUUGGUCCGAGCCAUGAGUGGGGUUGUUGGAGGUUUAUCAGUUUUCUCAUAUGACUUUCUGCAGGGAAGCACAUCAGUAUAAUAUCCAAAUGUCAAACUUCCUGCAGUUGUGUUUAUCAGCAGCCAAAUUACCUUGUAGUGUCACUGAGGAGCCUCCAGCUGCUUGAUAAUUUUAACUUCUCAGCAGCAGUAAACUGUAGCAGUGCUGCCACCUAGUGUUUGAAUGGCUGUGUGUAAAUAUAAUAUACGGUACAUACAGCCUUUGUGCAUCAGUGCAUCAGUGUGGGUGACUCCUGGGACUAAUAAACUGACACACAAAGCAAACACACUGCACUAAAAUGUAUCGUCUAUGAUUUGUCUGUUGUGGGCUUUCAAUAUGUGUAAUCUAACGACGUUUGAGACCGUAGCAUAAUCUCCUUUUUUUUUGUAUUGUUUCUUUUAUUGCUUCUGCACAGUGCCUUUUCAUGUUUGCUGUAUAGUUUCUAUCAGUGUUUAUUCAGUGAGAGGGAGGUGUGCAUUGUUUACAGUAAGUUCUCUGCACUCUUUCCUGUCUCAUCACUGAGACUUUAAGAAAAUGACCGACCAAAAAUGUUUACACUGAUUUAGUAGCAAUUCAGAGUCCUUACUAUUGUAAAUGAACAGUGUAUAUAGACUGUAUGAAAAUGCACCCGUCUUUUAUAUCUAAAUAAAAAUAUCUGUUUAUGUA